UUUAGGUGGGUGAGAUGCGGAUGUGGUUGUUUGGGCCCAGUUCGCUUCUCUGGCUGCUGGCGCUGCAGCUGAUAAUUAGCGCGCCUGCGCGUGCGGGCCUCACCAUUACACGCCACCUCAAGGGCGAUCUCUUCUCGCCUCCAGAAUGCGGAGAGGCGACCUGCGCAGGCGUGAGUGCCGGGACGGCGGGCGCCGGCCUGGGCCUGAGUGACGGGUGGGGCGACGCUACCAACGCACGAUGCACGUGUCAGUGUCGCGACGCUCUGCCCGUGUUUCGCGACGAUCUGCGUGUCUGCGUCGAUGACAUACAAGCAACAAUAGAUCUGUUGACAAUGGAAUUUGGAGUGAAUGUUUGGAAUACAAUUUUCGACUUUGCAGCUUUGUUGAGACUAUUUUGGAAGUAA
Molecule: messenger RNA, 404 nt
Organism: Nilaparvata lugens (brown planthopper)
Lineage: Eukaryota; Metazoa; Arthropoda; Insecta; Hemiptera; Delphacidae
Exons: 3
Coding region: 15-404 (129 amino acids)
Biological process (GO): imaginal disc-derived wing hair organization
Cellular component (GO): cell cortex
Source: RefSeq, a predicted model, not a curated record